This is a messenger RNA of Perkinsus marinus ATCC 50983, 264 nucleotides long. RefSeq names its product small nuclear ribonucleoprotein F, putative. Bases 1 to 264 code for a protein of 87 amino acids. The record is from RefSeq and is a predicted model, not a curated record. The transcript is spliced from 3 exons. Lineage: Eukaryota; Perkinsozoa; Perkinsida; Perkinsidae. Gene Ontology annotation, cellular component: U1 snRNP; catalytic step 2 spliceosome. Gene Ontology annotation, biological process: mRNA splicing, via spliceosome; spliceosomal snRNP assembly. Gene Ontology annotation, molecular function: RNA binding.
AUGGGUAGGAGAGGGAGGGAGGUUGACCUUGCGUUGCUCGGUAGGCAUCUCUUCUUGGUAAUGUCGGUCGUUCCGGUGAAUCCCCAACCUUUCCUCAAUGACCUCACUGGGCAGGAGGUACUGGUUCGUCUGAAGUGGGCAACACUCGAGCUGAAGGGCCGCUUACAGAGUGUUGAUACUUUCAUGAAUCUCAGACUGGACCACUGUGAAGAGUGGCAGAGUGGUAACUUCAAAGGAGCCCUCGGAGACGUUCUUAUACGGUAA